AUGAUUCUGAAUCGCGUGAGAUAUCAUUCAACUACACCCAACUGUUUCACGAUCCCAAAACCCCAUCUUCAAACCCUCGCAGACAACCCACCAUCCAUACUCGAUAGAAUCAAGCAAUGUCGAACUGUAACAGAGCUAGAACAAAUAUGCGCCUCAAUGAUCAAGACCAACACAAUCCAAGACUCUUUCUACACCAACCAACUCAUCACCGCCUCUUCCUCCCUUUCCCGCCUAAACCACGCAUCUCUAGCCUUCUCCCACAUCCAUAACCCAAACGUCUUCGUCUACAACGCCAUGAUCAAAGCCUCUGUUCACUGCGGCCAACCUGUUCAGGGUCUGCUCUGUUUUAUCAACAUGUUGAGGAACAGGGUCUUCCCAACGAGCUAUACUUUCUCGUCUCUGAUCAAAGCUUGUGCCGCGGUUUCCGCCAUGGGUUUUGGAGAGGGCGUUCAUGGGAGUGUUUGGAAAUGUGGCCUUGAUUCACAUGUGUUUGUUCAGACUGCUUUGAUUGAUUUGUAUUCGAAGCUGGGACGUGUCAAAGAGGCCCGGAAGGUGUUUGAUGAAAUGCCCGAGAGAGAUGGUUUUGCGUGGACUAGCAUGGUUUCAGCUCAUGCUCGAGUUGGGGAUAUGAGUUCCGCGAGGGCAUUGUUUGAUGAGAUGAUUGAGAGGUGUUUAUCGAAUUCGGCUACUUGGAAUACAAUGAUUGAUGGAUAUGCGAGAGUUGGUGACAUUGAGCGUGCGGAGUUAUUGUUCAGUCAAAUGCCAAGCAGGGAUUUGAUCUCAUGGACAGCUAUGAUUGAUUGUUAUUCUCAGAACAAGAAAUUUGGAGAUGCAUUGGUUGUGUUUAAUGAGAUGAGGAUGAAUGGGGUCAGUCCUGAUGCAGUGACCAUGUCGGCUGUUGUUUCGGCUUGUGCCCAUCUCGGAGUGCUAGACUUGGGGAAGGAGAUACAUUACUAUGUAGUGCAGAAUGGGUUUGAUCUUGAUGUUUAUAUUGGGUCUGCGUUAAUUGAUAUGUAUGCGAAAUGCGGUGCAUUGGACAGGGCUCUUGUGGUUUUUUAUAACUUGUGGGAUAAGAAUCUGUUCUGUUGGAAUUCAGUUAUUGAAGGGCUUGCAGCUCAUGGAGAUGCUGAAAAAGCACUGGCAAUGUUUAGCAAGAUGGAAAGCGAGAAGAUCAAGCCAAAUGGGAUUACUUUUGUAAGUGUUUUAAGUGCUUGCACUCAUGCCGGGCUUGUUGAAGAAGGACGUAGGAGGUUUUUAAGCAUGACCCGAGAUUAUUCCAUUUCGCCUGGAGUUGAACACUAUGGAUGCAUGGUGGACCUAUUAAGCAGAGCUGGUUUGCUUCGAGAUGCAUUAGAGCUGAUACAAAGCAUGAAACUAAAACCUAACUCUGUUAUCUGGGGUGCCUUGUUGGGUGGAUGUAAACUCUAUCGAAAUCUGGAGAUUGCUAAAGUUUCAGCCAAAGAAUUGAUGGUACUGGAGCCAGAUAAUAGUGGGCAUUAUAACCUUAUAGUUAACAUAUUUGCCGAAGUCAAUCGAUGGGGAGAAGUUGCUGAUGUACGAGCAAUUAUGAAGCAACUGGGAGUAGAAAAAACAUCUCCUGGGUCUAGUUGGAUUGAAAUCGGGAGGGAAGUCCAUACAUUUUCAGCAUCUGACAAAUCUCAUGCAGCUUCUGGUGAAAUUUACUCAUUUCUUGCAGAAUUAUACAUGCAGCUGAAGCUUGAUAUUUAUCUUCCUGAACUUGGUCCUGCCUUAUAGCCUUAUUUUCCAGUGUUGAAGUGUGAAAUUGCCAUCUAGAUAGUAAUGGCUGAUGGGUUGGAAAGUGCAUGGAAGUCGGUUGGAUGCUGAUCCCACAGAGCCAUACUAGAGACAGAAGCGGUUUCGCUCAACUAAACCUCAUGAAGUGAAAAUGGUUAAAUACAGUAGUCAAGUGGUUGUGAUGCGGAAAGCUAGAAAUCCCAUGGGAAGCUACACUAAGUUACAUGCUGAUCGAUGGUUCUGGAAUUUGAUAGCUCAAUUGGAUGUAAUGAAGAGCAUAUAUGUAAGAACAGAGUGGAGUACCUGCAUAAAGUCACCCACAUUUGCCACAAAAGCUCCAUGCACUGGUGGCACAUCAACCCAUUGAUCUUUAUGGAGCACUUGGAGGCCCCCAA
Messenger RNA from Argentina anserina (silverweed cinquefoil), 2150 nucleotides. RefSeq names its product pentatricopeptide repeat-containing protein At1g06143. Gene Ontology annotation, biological process: RNA modification. The transcript has 3 exons. Gene Ontology annotation, cellular component: intracellular membrane-bounded organelle. Lineage: Eukaryota; Viridiplantae; Streptophyta; Magnoliopsida; Rosales; Rosaceae. Gene Ontology annotation, molecular function: RNA binding; protein binding. The record is from RefSeq and is a predicted model, not a curated record. Bases 1 to 1755 code for a protein of 584 amino acids.